GGAUUUCACAAUGGGCUCCAUCAGUGCAGCAAAUGCAGAAUUUUGUUUUGACGUAUUCAAAGAGGUGAAAUUCCACCGCAGCAAUGACAACGUGCUAUUUUCCUCCUUGAGCAUGCUUUCAACCCUGGCUAUGGUGUAUAUGGGAGCAAGGGGUAAGACUCAAUCCCAGAUGGAGAAGGUUCUUCACUUUGAUAAUGUUACAGGAGAUGGAGAUCUUUCUGACCCCCAGUGUGGCACUGCUGAGUACAUCCACAGAUCAUUCAAGGAUCUCCUCUCAGAUGUCAGCAGGCAAAAUGCUACUUACUCACUCAGGAUUGCUGACAGACUUUACAUUGAAAAAACAUACCCUAUUCUUCAGGAAUACAUAAAGUGUGCAAAGAAAUCCUACAAAGCAGAGCUGGAAGAAGUUGACUUCAAAACAGCUGCAGAGGAAGCAAGACAGCUCAUCAAUUCCUGGGUUGAGAAAGAGACAAAUGGACGGAUCCAAGACAUCCUUGUGUCAGACUCUGUUGAUCUCAAUACCGUGCUGGUCUUUGUGAAUGUCAUUUACUUCAAAGGGAUAUGGAAAACUGCAUUUAAAGAAGAACACACUCGGGAAGAGCCUUUCAACAUGACCGAGCAAGAGAGCAGACCCGUGCAAAUGAUGUGUCAGAACGGCACCUUCAGAGUGGCAAGAGUGGCUGAAGACAAAAUUAAGGUCCUGGAGCUUCCAUAUGCCAGCGGAGAGAUGAGCCUGCUGGUGAUGCUGCCUGAUGACAUUUCUGGCCUGGCACAGCUUGAGAAUAAAAUCAGCUAUGAAAAACUCCUGGAAUGGACCAGUCCCAAGGUGCUGGAAAAGAAGAAGGUGAAAGUGUACCUCCCACGCAUGAAGAUUGAGGAGAAAUAUAACCUCACAUCUGUCCUGACAUCCUUGGGUAUGACUGACCUGUUCAGCCCCUCGGCCAACCUCUCUGGCAUCUCUUCAGCAGAGGGCCUGAGGGUAUCUGAGGCUGUCCACAAGGCAUACAUGGAAGUCACUGAAGAGGGCACUGAGGCAGGUGGCUCAGAGGAUGUGACUGGGGACAUCCAACAUUCCUCUGAAUUUGAAGAGUUUAGGGCUGACCACCCAUUCCUUUUCUUGAUCAAACACAAUCCAAGUGACAUGAUCCUCCUCUUUGGUAGAUAUUGUUCUCCCUAAGGAGAAAAAGGGUUGGAAAUAAUGCUUGCCUACCCCUAAGAAACAGACCUCCUUUAUUCUAGUACUGUAGUAUUAUCUCAUCUCUUCACUAUCUUUAGGUGGAAAGCCAUUAAUACCUAGGGAGAUAUUCCUGAAGAAAUGUGUGACUUUUCAGAUCUUUGGGUGCAGAUAUUUCUGCUUACACAAGUUGUACUUAGGACCUAUAUCCAGGAAUAAAUGAGAACUUCAAGAGGUAGCUUAGAAGUAUUUUCCAUUGGGAUUGAAUAACUUGAGAUUCAGGACCAGUGUUUUGAUUCUUGUGAGAAAUUCUGAUAUUGAGAGUCUGGUUUUUCUACAGGAGUUCUCUGAAAUAAACACGGCUUUUAGAAUAAUCCUGUUCCCCUCUGUUAAACUUGUUGGGCAACCAUCCUUGAAUUGAUGCCUAGACAACUUGCAGAUGAAAUUCUUAAUUUCAGCAAAUCAUUCUUCUUUGAGUAAUGCAUUUGUGCUUCUUUGUUCUGCACAUACUGUAAGGCUAAGUUGUUGUUCUGAGGGGGCAUACAGAAGGUUUACCAUUUCUUCUUAAAUCAUCAUCUCCAAAGACAACACCUUCCUGACUGAUACAAUUUACCAUCUUCAUUCCUGUGAUAUGUCAUUGAUUUUGUGAAUGUCAAUUGUUGGUCCUUCUAUUUAUUCUAAUAAAAGCAUUGCAAACUAAA
Molecule: messenger RNA, 1875 nt
Organism: Taeniopygia guttata (zebra finch)
Lineage: Eukaryota; Metazoa; Chordata; Aves; Passeriformes; Estrildidae
Product: ovalbumin-related protein Y
Biological process (GO): negative regulation of endopeptidase activity
Molecular function (GO): serine-type endopeptidase inhibitor activity
Source: RefSeq, a predicted model, not a curated record